Messenger RNA from Saccharomyces paradoxus, 1347 nucleotides. RefSeq names its product ESCRT-0 subunit protein HSE1 (gene HSE1). Gene Ontology annotation, molecular function: ubiquitin binding; phosphatidylinositol binding. The transcript has a single exon. Bases 1 to 1347 code for a protein of 448 amino acids. Lineage: Eukaryota; Fungi; Ascomycota; Saccharomycetes; Saccharomycetales; Saccharomycetaceae. Gene Ontology annotation, biological process: protein transport to vacuole involved in ubiquitin-dependent protein catabolic process via the multivesicular body sorting pathway. Gene Ontology annotation, cellular component: ESCRT-0 complex. The record is from RefSeq and is a predicted model, not a curated record.
AUGUCAUCAUCUGUGGUAGGAAUAAGAAAUGCUGUGUUGAGGGCGACAGAUCCCAAGUUGAGAAGUGACAACUGGCAGUACAUUUUAGAGGUUUGCGAUUUGGUAAAGGAAGACCCCGAAGAUAAUGGGCAAGAGGUUAUGACUCUUAUAGAGAAGAGAUUAGAACAAGAGGAUGCUAAUGUGAUCUUAAGAACGCUCUCUUUGACUGUAUCUUUGGCAGAAAAUUGUGGUUCCCGCUUAAGACAGGAAAUCAGUUCAAAACAUUUUACCUCAUUGUUAUAUGCGCUCAUCGAUAGUCAUUCCGUACACAUUACUCUAAAGAAAGCAGUGACUGAUGUUGUUAAGCAACUGUCUGAUUCAUUCAAGGAUGACCCAUCAUUACGCGCCAUGGGAGAUCUGUAUGACAAAAUCAAAAGAAAGGCGCCCUACUUGGUAAAACAGCCUAAUAUACCAGAGAAGCACAAUAUGAGUACUCAGGCAGAUAACUCCGAUGAUGAAGAAUUACAAAAAGCACUAAAAAUGUCUUUGUUUGAGUACGAAAAGCAAAAAAAGCUACAAGAACAGGAAAAGGGAAGUGCCGAAGUCCUUCCGCAGCAGCAGCAGCAGAAUCAAGCUCCUGCUCACACCAUACCGGGGCAAACCGUUGUGAGAAGAGUGAGGGCCCUAUAUGACUUAUCUACAAAUGAGCCUGAUGAAUUAUCCUUUAGAAAGGGCGAUGUUAUUAUAGUGCUGGAACAAGUAUAUAGAGACUGGUGGAAGGGUGCUCUUCGAGGAAAUAUGGGUAUAUUUCCGUUAAAUUAUGUAACACCGAUCGUUGAACCAUCCAAAGAAGAAAUUGAAAAUGAAAAAAAUAAAGAAGCAAUGGUAUUCUCCCAAAAAAGUACCAUAGAUCAACUUCAUAAUUCGCUUAAUACAGCAUCCAAAACGGGAAAUUCAAAUGAAGUUUUGCAAGACCCUCAUAUUGGGGAUAUGUACGGUUCUGUGACGCCUUUAAGACCACAAGUUACAAGAAUGAUUGGUAAAUAUGCUAAAGAGAAGGAAGACAUGUUAUCUUUGCGUCAAGUCCUGGUAAACGCGGAACACUCCUAUAAUCAACUUAUGGACCGUGCAGCAAACGCACAUGUCUCUCUUCCAGUCCCAGGCCCUGCGCUUUAUGCGGGGAUGCCUAAUGCUAAUACUGUUCCAGUAAUGCCACCUCAGGGGCAAAGUUACCAAAGCCACGAGUACGUACCCUACCCUUCUAAUUUACCAAUGCAACAUUCUGCAAAUAGCGGAAAUGAUACCUCACAGUACGGCUAUGAUCUUGGAUAUUCAGUUGUUAGCCAACCGCCACCUGGUUAUGAAUAA